Paramecium pentaurelia is the source of this 1086-nucleotide messenger RNA. NCBI's taxonomy places the organism in Eukaryota, Ciliophora, Oligohymenophorea, Peniculida, Parameciidae. The record is from the annotation of a GenBank genome assembly.
AUGCAAAUAAGUCCGUUAAAAAAAAAGAUUAACAUAUCUCUAAAUACUUCACGAGAUGCUAGAACUUCAUUAUAAGAUGUCAUCACAAAUUAGACUGAAUAAAUAGUCAAAAGUAAUCAACUAGAAUAAGAAUUGCAUCGAGUUAAUUAAUAGAGAAAAUUAUUAAAUAUGGAAUUAGAUGAUUUGAGCAAUAAAUAUGUAGAAAAGUCAUAAGCAUUAUAAGAAUGUGAAUUAGAGAAUGCACUUUUAAGGAGAUAAAUACAGGCUUAUAGGCAAUAGGAAGACAUAUCGAAAUUGCAUAUAUUAUUAUAGUAAAUAUUUAUUAAAAGCAGAUAGAAAAACCAUAUUAUCUUAGAAUGGACUAAAAAAUUUGAAAUAAUGGAGAAGAGGUUAGAAAAUGAGAGUAAAUUGGAAUAACAAGUAAAAUAAUAAUAAUUUUAAAAUGACAUACUAAAACAAUAAAUAAAUGAAUUAAAGUAGUAGUAGUUGAUUUCAUCUAAGAAUUAUAUAGAAUUAAAGGAAGAAAGAAAUUAAUAUUAUAGAAAAUCUAUUGAUUUAUUUUAAGCAUUUCAGAAAUUGGAUAAUUAAUAUAAAUAAUUAGAGAAGGACAGGAAUUAAAUUUAAUCUGAACUUAUACAAUUCAAAUAAGAUUGUCAAAUAUUUAAAGAAUAAUUAAAUUAAGUUGAAAGUAUAUUAAAAAAGAAAAAUAAAUGGAAAUUAAGAUAUUAGGAUUUAAUAAAAGAAUCUUAAUAAAAUCAAAUAGAAAAUUCUAGUGAAAGUAUGGUUGAAUAACUAAAGGCUGAAGUUUAGAUUGGCUAUAAUGAAAAGGAAUUAAAUUUAAUUGAAAACAAUAACAAUGAGGAAUUAAAUGAUAUGAAAGAUAAAUUAUAACAAUUAGAAUAAGAGAAUCAGUAUUUAAGAGAAUAAAAUAUUGAAUUACAAAAUCAAUUCUAAAGUGCUACUGAUAAACUUUUAAAGCAAUAAUUAUAAAGUUCAAUGAUUAAAGAAUAAAGUUAAACUUUUUCAUUUGUAAAAUAUCAUCAUGAAUAUUGUGAUUCAUUGGAAGAAUAGCAAAUCUAAGAUUGA